GUGUAUACACUCUGUGCUUUCUCUCUCCUUGCCACUCGCCCUUCAUUUUAAUGGCAUGAGCGUGAACAGUAACAGACCGUACAUCUUCUCCCCAAAUAACCGUCGAAAUCAAGACCCCUCUCUAUCUCUUUCUUCUUCAUCUUCAACUUCUUCUUCUCAGUUCUCACAAAUUCCAAUCAAACACAAUGGCAUUCGAAUGCAACGCAAGUUCUCAACUAUUAUGUUGAACAGGGGCCACGCUGUGAACUCUCUUUCUGAUAUGUGCUUUUGUGUUUUUUGUGCGUGUCUGAAUCGAUGUUGAUGUGGGUUUUGGAAUUUUGAAAUUGGGUUUAGUUUGCUCUUUUGUUGUAUUUUUUCUGUCAUAAAUAUAUAUAUAUUUUUCGGUUUUUGCUACCAUGUCUAAACGAGCUGGGAAAGAAAAGGGGAGUGAGGAGAACAUGGAGAGGGAGAGAGAUAUUGAAAGCAUGUUGAAUGAGAUCCCUAACGCAAGUUCUCAUAACCUCCUUCAUCAUCUGCUUAAGAGUCUUUCGCCUGUUAGUUCAAGUUCUGUUUCUAAUGGGUUUGAUGUCGGAUUAUCAUAUUCCGUUCCGUUUGAGGAGCCUAAGUAUCAGACACCGACUAACCAUUACCAGAGUAGACUGCCGGUGUAUUCAGAAUUAUCGAAUUCUCGUGAUGGUAAGAAAGAGAAUAUGUUUGACGGAGUGGCUUUGUCUGGAAAUUUCCAGAGAAUGCAUAUUGGUGAUGAACGAAAUGGUUUUUCCAGGAAUGAACAUGUUCCAAUGGACCCAAAUCGGUUUGGGUUUGACUUUGGAGGUUGUGCUUCAAAUGGGAGCAUUCCCUACUAUAUUGCAAAUGGUCCAUAUGAAGAUUUUGACUCUGAUUUUUCUGAUUAUGGAGGGUUUCAAUCCUCCAUUCAUGGAGUUCCUGCCAGUUUCAAUAGUCAUGAUAUGAACUCAAGACUCCAUUUGCAAAAGGAAUCUAGAGUGGGUAAUUUAAUGGGGUCUAAUAUCUUUAAUAAUCAGUCUAAUGCUUUCUGUUCUAACCCCAGUGUCUAUAAAAGAAAUAUGGAUUAUCUAAUGGAGCUUGGAAAUGAACUGGGAAGCGGCUGUUUUAAUGGGGGAAUUCAAUUACAGAGUCCAUCUAUGAGCAAGUCUUACCUCAAAGAUAAUGUUGUCUGGUCGCAGCAAUGCCGAAUAUAUUCUAAUAUAGACAGGGAUGCCUUGAAUCCACUCGAUUCUUCUCAGUUGAUACAACCCAAGUUGGCUUUGGGUUGCGGCCAUCCUCUCUACAAUCAAAGGGUGCUUAGUGCAAUCCCAAACAGUUGGGUUUCUCAAUCUCUUUUGUCACCAGAGAAAGGUGAUGUUGAGGCUUUUAACUGUGAGGAUAGUUUCAUAAUACAGGGUAAAAAUCUGAAUUAUGUCAUCAAGAAUCAGUGUGACAGUUGGAAGGGUGGUUACAAGAAGACUUCUCACAAUGAAAUUCUUAUGCAUAACCUGCGAGAGAAGGGUGAAGAAGUAGAUUGUCAAUUAUAUUCAAGAAGAAUUUGUGGAAGCAGCCAGGGUCGGAGGAGUUCUUCCCAGUUGCUUCUGCAUCCAAAUUAUUGUUCCUUGGCAGAGGCCCAAGGUUGUAUAUACUCCUUGGCUAAGGAUCACAAUGGCUGUCGUUUUCUUCAGAGGAUGUUUGAUGGAGCAACAGUUGAAGAUGUGCAGCUAGUAUUUAAUGAAACUAUCAAGCAUGUUGUUGAACUUAUGAUGAAUCCUUUUGGAAAUUACCUUAUGCAGAAGUUGUUGGAUGUGUGCAAUGAAGACCAAAGAACGCAGAUUGUGCUUGCAUUGACAGAAGAACCAGGGGAGCUUGUGAGGAUUUCCUUAAAUGCGCAUGGCACUCGAGUGGUGCAGAAGUUGGUGAUGACUCUCAAAACAAGGCAGCAGAUUUCAUUAGUUGUAUUAGCCCUUGAGCCAUAUUUUCUUGAUCUCACUAAGGAUCAUCAUGGAAAUCAUGUGGUGCAGCGGUGUUUCGAAUACCUUAGCUGUGAAGACAUUAAGUUUUUUUUUUAUGAUGCUGCUAAGUAUUGUGUUGAUAUUGCAACUCAUCGCCAUGGGUGUUGUGUUCUCCAACGAUGCAUUACUCGUUCAACUGGGAAACAUGGUGAGAAGUUGGUUGCAGAAAUUUCUGCCAAUGGACUCCUCCUGGCUCAAGAUGAUUUUGGGAAUUAUGUAAUUCAAUACAUAAUAGAGCUAAAAAUCCCAUCUGCCAUAGCCAGCUUGAUGUCUCAGUUCGAAGGGAACUAUGUGCACCUGUCUAUGCAGAAAUUCAGCAGCCAUGUGGUUGAAAAAUGCCUCAAGCAUCUUGAAGAGAGCAGGCCAAGAAUUGUCCAUGAAUUUCUCUCGGUACCUCACUUUGAACAGUUGAUGCAAGAUCCAUUUGCCAACUAUGUCAUUCAAUCUGCACUUGAAGUCACAAAGGGUCCUCUCCAUGCCUCAUUGAUUGAAGCAGUCCGACCCCAUAUAAUCUUACGCACCAGCCCAUAUUGCAAGAAGAUUUUCUCACGUACUCUCUUCAAGAAGUGAUGUAUAUUUCAGUUGGGGUUAGAAGUGUUGUUGUUCUUCCAAGUUUUUAGAGCCAUGUUCACUAAUAAUAAGUACUUUUAUCUCUCCAGGACCUUCAGAUUUAGAAAUUUCUCAUUGUCUAUUAUCUGACAUGUUCUAUGUGGUGAGAACUGACAACGUUGCAACUCAGCCUGCAUAAUAAGCCUCUAGAGUCUGUAGGGCAUAGAAAGCAAUUUUUGCUUCUUCUUGCUUAAAAUAUGGACGUGACCUGUAUUAUUCUGUUGUCUCUGUAAGGUCUGAACUAUCAGUUUCCCCUUCUAGUUAUCUAACUGUGUUGUUUUCAUA
Vitis riparia (riverbank grape) is the source of this 2894-nucleotide messenger RNA. RefSeq lists its product as uncharacterized. Gene Ontology annotation, cellular component: cytoplasm. Gene Ontology annotation, biological process: post-transcriptional regulation of gene expression. The coding region runs from base 396 to 2570 and encodes 724 amino acids. Lineage: Eukaryota; Viridiplantae; Streptophyta; Magnoliopsida; Vitales; Vitaceae. The transcript is spliced from 5 exons. Gene Ontology annotation, molecular function: mRNA binding. The record is from RefSeq and is a predicted model, not a curated record.